Molecule: messenger RNA, 894 nt
Organism: Anoplopoma fimbria (sablefish)
Lineage: Eukaryota; Metazoa; Chordata; Actinopteri; Perciformes; Anoplopomatidae
Gene: pmf1
Product: polyamine-modulated factor 1
Exons: 5
Coding region: 93-788 (231 amino acids)
Biological process (GO): chromosome segregation
Cellular component (GO): MIS12/MIND type complex
Source: RefSeq, a predicted model, not a curated record
UGCAAAAGAAAAAACAUACUUAGUAGUUUCUGGGCGCAGCGACUCGCCGUAGAUUUGGCGCGUAUUGAAAAACGUAAACAGAGUCUGGAAACAUGGAGGAAAGCGAAGCCCCAGCACAAAAUGAGACCGUAGAUCAAGAUUGUGUUAAAGACUCAGCUGUAAAACGAUUGAAUGAAGCAGAAGGAGAAGUUUCCUCACAGGUGUCAAACCCUGGUUCAGUUUGUAAGCCGCCCGAGGAGGCAGAAGCUCGAUUUAAGAGGCUGAAGCUGUUUGACAAAGUGAUGCAGAAGAGCCUGGGGAAGUUCAUCGACCAUGCCAGUUUUAACAGAUUUGCCAGCACUUUUCGGCCGCUGUACAAGAAGAACCCACAGAGGAUGGAGCGCAUUCACAAGCAGUUCAUUGAGGAGCUGCAGAGGACUAUACAGGAGGACAUCACCAGAUUGAUUGAAGAAGGUCACUUAGAGUUAAAACUGAAUGAGCUGGACCAACUGGAGAGUGCUGCCAAGAAAAACCCAGACCCUGCAUGGCGACCGAGUGGAGUUCCUGAGCAGGACUUUUGCAGCUUUUUGAUGCCAUACUAUCAAAAGCAGGAGAACUACAUGCGACAGGAGCUGAAAAAGAUUCAAGCAGAGAAUGCUGCCCUUGCACAGAAAGUACAGGCUGGCAGAGAGAGUCUUGCUCAGACUGAAUAUCGUAUUUCUACCACUGUUGAUGAGUGGAAGGCCUCGGUCACGGAGUUUGAAAGGCUGGCAUCUUCUCUUAACCCUGCUGAUGUCUUUGAUGUGUGAUCUUCAAAUAAUUUGUCCUGCAGAUAUAUAUAUAUAUAAAACUUAACUGUAAAUUUUGCAUUUGUUCACCAUGCCUGUUUGUCUGAAAAUAAACCAAGAAAUCUUG